AUGCAAGAUUCUCCUUCUUCCCCCACACCUACCCUUCCCCCUCUCCGCUCCCCAAUCCUCCUUCUCUUUCUCCUCAUCUCCCUCUUCUCCUCCGUCUCCCUCUUCUCCUCCGUCUCCCUCUUCUCCUCCGUCUCCCUCUUCUCCUCCGUCUCCCUCUUCUCCCGCCCUCUUCCCUUGCAUGUGUACGUGUAUGACACGAACCUGUUUGGAGCAUUGGCGUUGUCCCAGGCAGUGUUUCCCUACAUGCACAAGCAGAGGAGCGGGCGAAUCAUCAACGUUUCCAGUGUUGCUGGUUACACGUACAGGCCCUUCGUGGGGACGCCCUUCGUGGGGACGUAUGGGAGCAGCAAGGCGGCGUUCAACGCGGUUACCAACUGCAUGCGCGUGGAAAUGAAACCUCUGGGGAUCGGUGUUGUGCUUCGAGAAUGUCACCUGCAUUUUAGUGCUCAAGGCUUGAGAUAUCUCAGGCGCCUCAAAAGAAUCCGUUACUCCUUGCCUGAACAUUGUUUUUCCCCAUCCGUCCCCCCAUCCGUAACCCCAUCCGUCCCCCCCAUCCGUCCACCCAUCCGUCCCCCCAUCCGUCCCCCCAUCCGCCCCCCCAUCCGCCCCCCCAUCCGCCCCCCCAUCCCAUUGAUGCUUUAG
Messenger RNA from Closterium sp. Naga37s-1, 642 nucleotides. NCBI's taxonomy places the organism in Eukaryota, Viridiplantae, Streptophyta, Zygnematophyceae, Desmidiales, Closteriaceae. The record is from the annotation of a GenBank genome assembly.